Molecule: messenger RNA, 2865 nt
Organism: Paramormyrops kingsleyae
Lineage: Eukaryota; Metazoa; Chordata; Actinopteri; Osteoglossiformes; Mormyridae
Gene: stxbp2
Product: syntaxin binding protein 2
Biological process (GO): vesicle-mediated transport
Source: RefSeq, a predicted model, not a curated record
UGGUCCCCGGAAGUGACAUCACCGCGCUGAUACAUUUACACACUGCAGUGGAAAAAAAAAUUAAAUACGACAACACGGAAGUGGCAAGAUGGCUCCAAGUGGCUUGAAGGUAGUGGUAGGAGAAAAAAUCCUGAAUGGAGUGAUCAAAAGUGUGAAGAAGGAUGGAGAAUGGAAGGUGUUGAUUGUGGACCACAUGAGCAUGCGGAUUCUGUCGUCUUGUUGCAAGAUGUCUGACAUCAUGGCAGAGGGGGUCACAAUUGUGGAGGACAUCAGCAAGCGACGAGAGCCCAUCUCCAGCCUGGAGGCCAUCUAUCUCAUCUCCCCUGUGGAAAAGUCGGUCAAUUCUCUCAUCGAUGACUUCAAGGAAAAGGCCUUUACCUACAAAGCUGCUCACGUUUUCUUCACUGACAUUUGUCCAGACGCCCUUUUCACGAAGAUCGGGAGAUCCAGGGUGGCACGGGCUAUUAAAACCCUGAAGGAGAUCAAUGUCGCCUUCCUGCCGUAUGAGUCCCAGGUGUUCUCAUUAGAUGAUCCCAGCUCCUUCCAUCUGUUCUACGGAAAAGUACCUGCAGAGGAGCGGACCAAGAGGCUGGAGGCGCUGGCCGAGCAGAUCGCCACGCUCUGCGACACGCUGAAGGAGUAUCCCGCCAUCCGCUACCGCCAUGGCCCGGAGGAGAACGCCAAGCUUGCUGAGAUGGUGCACGAUCGACUGAUUGCCCACAAAGCCGAUAAUCCCAGUAUGGGGGAGGGUGUGGACAAAGCUCGCUCUCAGCUCCUGAUCGUCAAUCGUGGGUUUGACCCCGUGUCGCCCAUCCUGCACGAGCUGACCUUCCAGGCCAUGGCCUAUGACCUUUUGGACAUUCAGCAGGACAUCUACAAGUACCAGACAACGGGACUUGGGGAUUCCCUUGAAAAAGAGGUUCUCCUGGAUGAGGAUGAUGAUCUCUGGGUCCAGCUGAGGCACAUGCACAUUGCUGAUGUCACAAAGAAGGUGAUAGAACUUUUACGGAACUUCUGUGAAAGUAAGAGAAUGUCCACUGACAAGGCCAACAUCAAGGACCUCUCUCAGAUGGUCAAGAAGAUGCCUCAGUACCAGAAAGAGCUCAGUCUGUAUUCCACCCAUCUUCACCUAGCUGAGGCCUGCAUGAAGAAGUUCAAAGUCAACGUGGACAAGCUCUGUGAGGUCGAACAGGACUUGGCUAUGGGUACUGACGCUGAGGGUCAACCCAUCAAGGAAGCCAUGACCAGCAUUGUUCCUGUGCUGCUGAACAGCGAGAUCCAUCCGUAUGAUAAAAUCCGCAUCAUUCUGCUCUACAUAUUUCACAAGAAGGGCAUCGGUGAGGAGAAGGUGACCAAGCUCAUCCAGCAUGCCAACGUCCAGCAGGACAGCCACAUCAUCACCAACUUCCAACGGCUGGGCUGCUGCAUAGUCUCUGGGGGGGCUAAUUCUGGGAAAGUGCUACCUGCCAGGAAAGAGCGUUCAGAGAGCACAUACCAGCUCUCCCGAUGGUCACCCAUCAUUAAAGACGUGAUGGAGAAUGCUAUUGAAGACAAGCUGGACAGGAAGCUGUGGCCGUUUAUCUCAGACCCAGCUCCCAUCUCCACCACACAGACUGCCGUCAGCGCGCGAGUCGGAAUCUGGCACAAGAGCAAGCCAGCGGCGGAGUCCCGCAGCGGCCCCCGGCUCAUCGUCUUCGUGAUUGGGGGCGUGACUCUCUCAGAGAUGCGGAGCGCGUACGAGGUCACACGCGCCACCGACGGCAAGUGGGAAGUCCUCAUCGGCUCCACCCACAUCCUCACGCCCACCACCUUCCUGGACGCCAUGAAAAACCUGGACGAACCUUCCCAGUCUUCGUAACCACUCCAACCCCAUCCCCGUCCGUCUGAUGGCUGCGCCCGACCCUGAUGUGUGCAGCUCUGGCUAGCCUACGUUUGUUUUGCUUACCCCAGCACACCAAUCAAACCGUCCCGUGAGCGCCUAUUUCGGAUGCUCCGCCCCCCCCCCCCCCCCGUCGUUCAAGUGAAGUGGAGCUUCGUUCUCCUUCGCCAAUGUCAAUAGUGGCGUCUUCAAACGUUGACUGUCACGUUUCACGGUCACAGACCUGCCAUUUCCCACGCUCAUCGGCAAUUAGCAUUUUCAGUCCUGGCAUUUCCUGUGAUUUUACCAAAAAUUCCAACUCAGUCUGCCAAAGCCCAUCAAAAGGAUGCAAUCAGCACAUUGUUUCUUCCUCCAUUAAAUAUUACAUAUAACACUUGUAAUCUGUGCACUAUAGUCGACAUGCUGUGGGUUACACACAAUCUGUUGUCAACGCUUGCAUAAAUUCCUGCCUGGCUCUGUAGCUAUACUUUGCCAUUUUUAGAGUCUUACGCAUAUUGACACACAUCCUGUACAGUUUAAUGCUAUGGCAGAUUAAUGAUUUCUGUAUUCAGCUGGAUUUGUUCCACUUUUUGCAGUGGAAGCAGGUUUGAUUAUAUCUGUGGCCUAUUGAGGCCCUGUUAUUCCCAUUCUCACUUUCUGAGCAAAUUAUAAAAUAUUCAGAGCAAAGAAUAAAGACAUCAGAUAUUAAGUGAAGGUUUCACUUCUUCGAUUAAGUGGAGCUUUUUAGCAUCUAUUUACUCUGUGUUAGUUGUCUUUAGAAUUAUGCACUUAAAUGGACUAUAUACAGUUUAUAUAAUAUAAUAUAUUUGGUAAGUGGCUGCGGGUCCGUUUAUUUUCUGUUGGUUAAAAAUAAAAAUGCACAUGUAUGUUUCUUGUUGUUUUUGCACUGACCUGUUACAAUGAUCACAAUCGGAACAUGUGGCAUGGAUGAAAGUUGUCAAUGAUAUUGUAAUUGAGUGCAUUGAGUAAAUGAUAUCAGCCUUCGA